AUUCCCACCCUAUAUCCCUCUAUUCCCACCCUAUAUCCCGCUAUUCGCACCCUAUAUCCCGCUAUUCCCACUCCAUAACCCGGUAUUCCCACUCCAUAUCCCACUAUUCCCACCCUAUAUCCCGCUAUUCCCACUCCACAUCCCACUAUUCCCACCCUAUAUCCCACUAUUCCCACCCUAUAUCCCACUAUUCCCCCCUUUAAUCCCAUCCCCAUCCAUUGCUCCAUCACCUCCGCAUCCCGUCGCCAUCGGGACCAGUGCUUGCUGCGCUCGCCAUUCCAGCCCCAUCCCAGCCCCAUUCCAGGCCUGGGGAAGAGCAUUCCCAUUGGGAUACGAUGCAGGAGAGCUACGAGAGCGUCAUCUCCUUGGCGGAAGAGAUCGCCAUCAGUUGGCCAAGGAUCACGGCCUUCGCCGAAUCCCAUCGCAGGAGGGGAAUGGUGGCCGACGAUUCCAUGUUGAGCGAGAACGAAGAGGAGGAGCCACCACCAGGCGCCGUGGUGAAGGUGGAUCCCAUUCCCCCCCCAUCCCCGAAUCCCAAAGGAGCCAUUCCCAAUCCCAUGGAGAGCUCCAAAGCCGGCGACACGGCCCCAAAAGCCGAUCUCCGUCCCCCAAAACCAGCCCGGAAACGGCAAGGAAACCACCGGAGCUUCCCGAAAUUCCCAUCCCGUUCCUUGGUACCUGCCAACCGGUGCCAGGAUUGCGGCUCCAAAGCUUCGGCAUUCCCAAAGCGGCCCCGGAAGGCUCCGGGAUGCGGGAAGUGCUUCCGGUUGGGCUCAGCCUUCCUGAGCCAUCAACGGCGUCACGGUGGGGAGAAGCCAUUCCCAUGUCCGGAAUGCGGGAAGAGCUUUCCCAUUGCCUCGGCCUUCAUCCAACACCAGCGCAUCCAUGGAUCCGGACCCGCUCCGUGUCAAUGUGGGGUGUGUGGGAAGAGCUUCCCGGCCGGAUCCAGCUUGGAGAAGCACCAGAAGCUCCAUGCGGAGGAGAAGCCCUACAAGUGUGGGGAUUGCGGGAAGGGCUUCCAUUGGAAUUCCCACUUGGAACGGCACCGGCGCAUCCAUACGGGUGAGAAGCCCUAUGCAUGUCCCGACUGUGGGAAGAGCUUCAGUUGGAGCUCCCACUUGGAUCGGCACCGCCGGACCCACGGUGACGCUCCCUGCCGGCGCUGCCGGAUCCCAUUGGAUGCUUCCAAAGGGCUGGAAAAGCCUUUCCAAUGCGGGGAAUGCGGGAAGAGCUUCGGGAAGAGCGCGGCCUUGGCCAAGCACCGACGCGGACACGGUGCCGAGAAGCCCCAUAAGUGUGGGGAGUGUGGGAAGAGCUUCGUGUUGAGCACGGCGUUGGCGCAACACCAACGGAUCCAUGGGUCCGGGAAGGCAUUCCAAUGUGGGGAAUGUGGGAAGAGCUUCGCAUGGAGCUCCCACUUGGAUCGCCAUCGACGUAUCCAUAUGGGAGAGAAGCCCUAUAGCUGUGGGGAUUGUGGGAAGAGCUUCUCCCAGAGCUCCCAUUUGGAACGGCACAACCGGGUCCAUUCCGAUUGCGGCGCCGGAGCCAAGCGGCGCCGGGCAUGGGAUGGCAACGAGCGGCAUUCCCGAGGUGUGGAAUGUGGGAAGCGGAGCCGGAAGUGUGUGGAAUGUGGGAAGAGCGUCACUUGUGGGGCGGAGAGGGUGAAGGAUCGAGGGACACAGACUGGGGAGAAGCCGUUUGCGUGUCCGGAAUGCGGGAAGAGCUUCGGGCAGAACUCGGCUUUGGUCAAGCACCGUCGGAUGCACACGGGGGAGAAGCCCCAUAAGUGUGGGGAGUGUGGGAAGAGCUUCGGGGUCCGCUCCAACCUCAUCAAGCACCAACGGACCCACUUGGGGGAGAAGCCCUAUAAGUGUGGGGAUUGCGGCAAGGGCUUCAUCCAGAAGUCGGAUCUCACCAAGCACCGUCGGAUGCACACGGGGGAGAAGCCCUACAAGUGUGGGGAGUGUGGCAAGUGCUUCAGCGUCUCCUCCAACCUCAUCAAGCACCAGCGCAUCCACCUGGGCCAGAAGCCCUAUCAGUGCUCCGAGUGCGGCAAGAGCUUCAUCCAACGCUCCGAGCUCACCAUCCACCAGCGCGUCCACACCGGCGAGAAGCCCUACAAGUGUGGGGCGUGCGGGAAGUGCUUCAGCCGCAGCUCCCACCUCAACCGGCACCAACGCACCCACGCCGGGGACAAGGCCAAAGGCACCGACGCCAACGGCACCGGCUCCGGCGCCGCCUUCUCCGGCCCCUUCGGCCCCGUCCCGGCGCUGCCGCCGUUCCCUGGCGCGGUGCCGGGGCUGGAGCUGCCCUGGGCCCUGCCCUUCCCUGCCCGCGCCUUCCCCCAGCCCUGCUGCCCCCCGGCGCCGGCCCCGGGGGCUCAGGCACUCAGCAACUGAGCCCCAUGGGUGUGGGGUAUGGGGCUGGGUUCAUUCAGCACCCAACUGGGAUUGGCCAACGCCGUUGGUUUGUUCCAUUCAUCCAACUGGGAUUGGCCAAUGUUGUUGGGCUUGUUCCAUUCAUCCAACUGGGAUUGGCCAACACCAAUGGGUUUGUUCCAUUCAUCCAACUGGGGUUGGCCAACACCAAUGGGCUUGUUCCAUUCAUCCAACUGGGGUUGGCCAACACCAUUGAGCUUGUUCCAUUCAUCCAACUGGGAUUGGCCAACACUGUUGGGUUUGUUCCAUUCACACAACUGGGAUUGGCCAACACCAUUGAGCUUGUUCCAGUCACCCAACUGGGAUUGGCCAACACCGUUGGGCUUGUUCCAUUCACCCAACUGGGAUUGGCCAACACCAUUGAGCUUGUUCCAGUCACCCAACUGGGAUUGGCCAACACCACUGGGCUUGUUCCAUUCAUCCAAUUGGGGUUGGCCAACACCAAUGGGUUUGUUCCAUUCAUCCAACUGGGAUUGGCCAACGUCGUUGAGCUUGUUCCAUUCACCCAACUGGGGUUGGCCAACCAGAGGCACCAUUGGGAAGGUUCCUCCUAUCCGGAGCCGUUCAGUCGGGAUGUAUCCAUGAAAAGAUGUGGAAUUCGCCUUCAUUCCAUGGGUCCAAGCUCUUCCCAACAUCCUCAAGACCCAACUUGGGUUGGCCAAUGAGAGGCAGCAUUGGGAAUGCUCUUCCCACCUGGAAGCAUUUAGUAGGGAUGUAUCCAGGAGAGGAUGGGGAAGUCGCCUUCAUUCCAUGAAUCCAACCUCUUCCUGACACCCAAUUGGAGUUGGCCACGAAGACCAAACCCUUUGGAGCUGUUUUUCCAGGAAUUCCAUGGAAUUUUGGGGAUCUGGUGGUUUUCCAGGUGGAUUUUGCCCCAAAUUCCAUGCUGGGAGUUGGGUUUUGCAAGGAUUCAUCUUGGUUUUCCUGAUGUUUUAGGCUCCAUCCCUUGGAGUGGGAUUGCAGUUGUUGGGAAUAGAUUGCUCCGGUACUGGUUUGAUGCCUGAAUUCCUGAUUUUCCCCAUUUUUCCUCCAUGAAAUAGCUGGGAUAUUAUUUAGGGGAAAGGAAUUGCUGAAAACUUUGGGAUUGGGAAGGUUUGGAUGGAAACUGCAUUGAUUCCACGUCGGGAUGGGCUUCGUUGGGAAUAGAGGAGGAAGAGGGAAUAGCCUGUCCCAAAAGAGGGAAAAUGGCUGUGGAAAAGAAGGAUACAGGGAAUGAGACCAAAAUCGGUGCUAAAUGUAGGGAAAGGGAUGGAUGAAUGGAUGAUGGAUCAAUAAUGGAUGGAUGAUGAUGGAUGGAUGAUGGAUGCAUGAUGGAUAAUGGAUGGAUGCAUAAUAGAUGGAUGGAUAGAUGAUGGAUAAUGGAUGGAUGAUGGGUAAUGGAUGGAUGGAUGAUGGAUAACGGAUGGAUAACGGAUGGAUGAUGGCACCAAUGGGGCACAAGGUCCCACCAAGACCCCAAAGCCACCCAGAGGAUCACAAAGAGCUUCCCUGAAGGCAUCUGAGGGGGGUUCCAUCUCUUCGGAAGCGGGAUUUGGGAUGGAAUUCCGCUGUUUUCCAGUGCUGCCAUUGGCCGUGUCCAUUGUCCAUGGUCUUCUUCUCGUGUCUCAUUGU
Melopsittacus undulatus (budgerigar) is the source of this 4049-nucleotide messenger RNA. Its product is annotated as zinc finger protein 345-like. Gene Ontology annotation, molecular function: RNA polymerase II transcription regulatory region sequence-specific DNA binding; DNA-binding transcription factor activity, RNA polymerase II-specific. Gene Ontology annotation, biological process: regulation of transcription by RNA polymerase II. The record is from RefSeq and is a predicted model, not a curated record. The transcript is spliced from 4 exons. Gene Ontology annotation, cellular component: nucleus. Lineage: Eukaryota; Metazoa; Chordata; Aves; Psittaciformes; Psittaculidae. The coding region runs from base 336 to 2399 and encodes 687 amino acids.